This is a messenger RNA of Odontomachus brunneus, 3380 nucleotides long. RefSeq names its product valine--tRNA ligase-like (gene ValRS-m). Lineage: Eukaryota; Metazoa; Arthropoda; Insecta; Hymenoptera; Formicidae. The record is from RefSeq and is a predicted model, not a curated record. Gene Ontology annotation, molecular function: valine-tRNA ligase activity; aminoacyl-tRNA deacylase activity; ATP binding. The transcript has 16 exons. Gene Ontology annotation, cellular component: cytosol. Gene Ontology annotation, biological process: valyl-tRNA aminoacylation. Bases 451 to 3321 code for a protein of 956 amino acids.
AACAGACCUACUAAUAGUCUUCUUUCAUGUGUGGUAAAAGGGUCAUUGAGUACAGGCCUGGAACCAUAUAGAGAGAGAGAGAGAACAGAUCUAAAAUACUAUGCCGGUCUCCGGCUGUUACGUAUCAAAGUUAGGUUAGGUUUAAUAAGUGUAUGUCUAGACUUUAUGCAGAACAUAUUUUUUAAAGUUUCUGCAAAGGUUAAAGUUGAAUAUUAUAAAAAAAACAGGGAAGAAAAAAGAAAGUGUAAUAAUAUAACAUCUAAAGGAAAAUUUAUAAGAGAAAAAGAAGAUGACGAUAUGGUUAUGUCGUGCAGAUAAUGUUUACGUUUUGUCAAUAAAAAAAAAACGAACUAUACCUAUGAUUUAAAUCGACAAAAUCAUUUCUUCCCAAUUAUUACAGUUUCUCUUGUAAAAAAAAAUUGCAGCCUUUUUAAUAUUAAGUUAUUAAAUAUGCAACGAUUGAGCGACUGUUUAGCUAUUCGCACUAAUUUCUACUGGAGAUGUUACUGUACUGUGAAAUUGGACAAUAAUCAAAGAUUAGCAGAUUUUCCUGCAAUCUAUAAAGCAAAGGAUGCAGAACAAAAGUGGUACAAUAUAUGGCAACAAAACAAAUACUUCGCUUCUUCAAAGAGGAGAACUAGCAAUAAUAAUAAGGACUCUUUCAACAUGAUCUUGCCACCUCCUAACAUUACAGGAGUAUUACACUUAGGCCAUGCACUUACUGCCACUAUUCAGGAUGUUCUGGCCAGAUGGUAUAGAAUGAGGGGCUGCUCAGUGCUGUGGAUACCAGGUCUGGAUCACGCAGGUAUCGCCACGCAGAUCAUCGUGGAGAAGCAUCUACGUCACACGCGGGAUUUGUCGCGCCUCGACCUAAGCAGGGAAGAAUUCACGUCGCUGGUCUGGCAGUGGAAAGCGCAGAAGGCCGAGACCAUCCGCGAUCAGCUGAAAAUGCUGGGUGCCACUCUUGAUUGGGACAGAGAAUAUUUCACUAUCGACGAACAACACAGCGCGGCGGUGAAGGAAGCGUUCGUGCGGUUGCACGAGCGAGGUCUUUUGUACAGAGGCUGUGACUUCGUUAACUGGUCGCCCUCUCUGCGCAGCACCAUCAGCGACAUCGAGGUAGAAAACGUGGCUAUUCAAGGAAGCACCAAGCUUCACGUGCCCGGCUACAAAAGUAAAGUGAUGUUCGGUCGCAUGAUGAAGUUGGCCUUUCCCGUGGAAGAUUCUGAGGAGGAAUUGAUAGUGGCAACGACCAGGCCGGAAACCAUGUUCGGCGAUGUAGCUCUCGCCGUGCAUCCGGAUGACGAGAGAUACGCGAGAUACAUUGGCCGGUGUGUUAUGCAUCCCGUCAGAAAUGUUCCUAUCCCCGUCGUGGCCGAUUCCGUGGUCAAAAAGGAAUUCGGAACCGGCGUGUUAAAAAUCACGCCGGCGCACGAUCGCACAGACUACGAUAUCGCCAAGAGGCACAAUCUGCCUGUCAUUGGUGUCAUUAACGAGGACGGCAACAUGAUGGACAUUUGCAAAGGAUUCGAAGGAUUGCCGAGAUUCAAGACAAGAGAGAAGCUACUGCACGAAUUGUCUGUUCGAGGAGUACUACGAGGCGUGGACAAUAAUCACACUAUGAUGUUGCCGCGUUGCUCGCGCUCGCAGGAUAUCGUAGAACAAAUAUUGAAGGAACAGUGGUUCGUGAAAUGUGACGAAAUGGCUAAAAGCGCUAUUGAGGUGCUAGAAAACGGCUCGUUGAGAAUCGAUCCCAGCGUGCAUAAGCAACAUUGGCGAGACUGGCUUGAUAAUAUUAGGGACUGGUGCGUGUCGAGACAGUUGUGGUGGGGCCACUCUAUCCCGGCGUAUUCCGUAGUCCAUGACGGUUCAUGGAUAGUCGCACGGUCUGAAGAAGAGGCUUAUUCGAUAGCCAGAAAAAAAUACGGAGUCGAUGUGAAACUUCGUCAAGACGACGACGUUCUCGACACGUGGUUCUCCUCAGCGAUCGUGCCGUUCGCCACGCUUGGCUGGCCUAAAGAUACGCAGGAUAUGGCGAAGUACUACCCAUUGUCUCUGAUGGAAACCGGCCACGACAUCCUUAUGUUUUGGGUGGCAAGGAUGGUGAUGCUAGGUUUGGAGUUGACGCAACGUUUGCCUUUCAAGGAGGUAUUUCUACAUGGAGUUCUAUGCGACGCCCAUGGCAAAAAGAUGUCCAAGAGUUCCGGCAAUGUAAUCUCUCCAGAACACAUUAUAAACGGCUGCAGCCUGGAAGAGUUAGACGCGCAAGCGAGAUGCAGUCACGAGGCUGGUAUCCUCAGCGCUAACGAGCUGCAUCGAACGCUUCGCGUCAAUGCAAAGUCUUAUCCCGAUGGGAUAGUCGACUGCGGUGCAGACGCCCUCAGGAUGACACUGUGCGGACACGACAUCAAAAAUCAUAACAUCAGUUUCGAUAUAGCGGACUGUCGGACGAAUAAACAUUUUUGCAACAAAAUCUGGCAGGCGAGUAAGUAUAUGUUGCUGAUGGUGAAUGAGGACCAAGAGGUAAACGGAGGUAUGGACAAUUUAAGUAAUCUGGACCGGUGGAUCUUGAGUCGAUUGUCUCGAACGGUAGAGACGAUGAACACGGCGUUCGCUGAGCGGAACUUUUACAAAGCUGUCUUUGCGAUACGUCAAUUUCUACAUUAUGAAUUUUGCGACUUCUAUUUGGAGGGAACCAAGUUUGGUUUCAAAGAUGCUGAUGCGAUUGUCGCAUUUGGGCACUCGUACACUCUGAAGAAAUGUCUCGAAGUGUCUCUGAGGCUCCUCGCUCCCUUCAUGCCUUAUCUCGUGGACGAUCUGUACACCAGACUCGCCAGGAAAUUCCCAGUGUCCUUCCUGCAAGUCUCUUCGUUGCUGGAGGCUGAAUAUCCAGAAUACGAGGAGUUCGAGAAUUUGAAAGAUAUUUCGUUGGAGGAGAACAUGCAGAAAAUAAUUGAUGUAAUAAACGCUAUCAGAAGUUGCACGACGAACGUGAGCAAGAAAUUAAAUCCAGAAGUCAGUAUACUAACCGAAAAUUCGCAAGACUAUGAUUUAUAUAAGGACAACAUAAACCUAAUCAAAGGAGUAAGCAGAAUCUGGAACGUACCGAUUCACUUGGCAAAAAAUUACGAGACUGCCAGAAAGGAUAACUGCGACGAAAUCCAACACGUUCACACGGACGACUGUUUGUUACUAAUCAAUAUUGCGGACGCGUCGGCGAUAGAACAAAUAAAAAGAAAUAUUAAGAGAAAACAAUGUUCGGAUUCGAGAAUAUCGGAAAUCUCUCAAAAAUCGGAGAAAUUAAUACAACAAGAAAUCUAAUUCGACAUAUGUAUAAUUGUAAUUAUAUUAGUAAAAGAAAAAGAUAUAUUUGUACUUAA